This is a messenger RNA of Trichobilharzia regenti, 4167 nucleotides long. The record is from the annotation of a GenBank genome assembly. Lineage: Eukaryota; Metazoa; Platyhelminthes; Trematoda; Strigeidida; Schistosomatidae.
AUGGCUGUUGUACAAUAUUUAAGAGGUUUAGAUUUAUCUGGCAUUAAUUUUGAAAAGCAUAAAGAUCUUUUAGAGAAACAAAGAUUAGCUCGACGUCAUCCUAAUGAUGCUAAAGAUGACAAUCUAUCUGCUAGUCUGCCUUCAAUAUGGCCAUCAACUGAAAUACUACAAGAUAUGUGCCGUUUACAAUGGCUGAAGUUAAAAAAUGUUGGCUUAAAAGAGAAAUUUCUACCGAAAGAAAUAACUCGUUUAGACCAGUUGGAGAGUUUAUCAUUGGCACGAAAUGAAUUGACAUCAUUAUGUUCUAUUAAAGGUUGGCCAAGUGUUUUGCCAAGUUUACGAAUGAUAACAUGUCGUAAAAAUGAACUAACUAGUCGAGAUGCAAUUCCCCCUGAUUUAUUCGAGUGUAAUAAUCUUCAAGUUGUUGAUUUCAGUUGUAAUCACUUGACCCAGUUACCUAAAGGGAUUGAAAAAGCUAAAGGCUUAUUAGUAUUGAAUUUAAACAAUAAUCAAAUCUCAUUGAUUUCACCUGAUUUAUUCGUCCAGUGUACAGAGUUAAUGUUUUUAGAUUUAGGUAAUAAUCGAUUAGAAAGUUUACCAGCUCAACUUCGUCGAUGUUGUUCACUACAACAACUUAUUCUAUGCAAUAAUCCAUUGCGUCAUGCUCAGCUUAGAUCGGUGACAGCACUAAAACAACUUGAGGUGUUAAAUUUAUCAGCUACUGAACGAAGAGUGGAUAAUAUCCCAAAUGAAUUAGACAGACUGGAACAUUUAAUUGAAUUAGACUUAUCUUGCAAUCAAUUGACAAAGAUUCCAGAACCGGUUUUAUUGCUUCGAAGUUUACGUAAACUGCAUUUAGCACAUAAUGAAUUGUCGGAUUUAUCCAAUUUAACAGGAGAUUGGCCUAGGCUUGAAUACUUAAAUCUCAGUUAUAAUCAAUUAACUCAUCUCCCCACUGGAUUGAUACGUCUGUCUUGUUUACGAAAAUUAUAUGUGAAUAAUAAUCAUUUAACAUUUGGUGGUAUUCCAUCAGGAAUAGGUAAAUUACAAGAUUUAGAAAUAUUUGAUGCAUCACACAAUGAAUUAGAAACUAUACCAGAAAGUCUAUGUAGAUGUGGUCGUUUAAAACGCUUAAUACUCAAUUCGAAUCGUCUGCUCACUCUUCCUGAUGCUAUACAUUAUUUAAAAGAAUCUUUGGAUGUUUUUGAAGUUGAUAAUAAUCCUCGUUUAAAAAUUCCGCCUAAACCACCUGAAUUGCAAAAAGGUGCUGGUUUAGCCUUUUAUAAUAUUGAUUUUUCUUUGGAUGCUCAAUUGCGUAUGAUGCGUGGAAAACCAGCACUAACUACAGAAACAAUUCAUCAUGCAAAGGAUCCAGCAGCUCGAUUACGUCGUCUCAGAAGACGCCGAGGUGAAGGAGUUGGCAAAGACAGCAAGUGUGUCCUCGAAGGUAUGCAACGUAUAGCCAAAGAGAAAGAAGAACUUCUUGAACAGAAGGAGCAUGAAGCUGAAGAAGAGACACGUAAAUUAGCAGCUAGACGUUGGCAAGAUCUUUUGGCUAGACCACGAUUGGAUUAUACAGGAAUAUUUGACGAGGAUACAGGUAUAAGCCCAGGUGUACAAAUCUGGGAAUUGGAUCAGUUUUAUCCAAAGCGUGUUGAAGAUGAAGUAUUACAAGGCCAUUUGUUUAAUGGAGAUUGUUAUGUUGUUCUACAAACUGAGUUGAAUAAUAAAAAUCAAGUAUUAGAAUGGACUAUAUACUACUGGAUUGGAUCUCGUUCAACCAAGGAUAAACAGACAUGCGCGGCUAUUCAUGCUGUAAAUCUACGUAAUUUCCUCGGUGCUGAAGGUCGAACUAGGCGUGAAGAAGAAGGCGACGAGAGUUCAGAGUUUCUGGCGUUAUUUGGCGGUAGUCUCGUUGUAAUAGAUGGUGCUCGUGGUGAAACUGGAUUUAUUCAUGUUGAAGAUGAUGUUGUAGUUCCUAGAUUUUACAGAUUAUUUGGAACAGAGAAACGAUUGAAAAUUGUUUCAAUGCCCCUAAAUCAUCUUAGUCUGGAUUCCAAGUACAGUUACCUGCUUGAUGCUCAAUCUCAUCUAUAUUUAUGGAUUGGUAGAAAUUCUCGCUCUAUUAUACAAACGAAAGGCCGAUUGCUAGCUGAAAAAAUAUCUGUUCGUGAACGUCGUGGGGAAGCAGCAAUUCAUAUUGAACCUGAAACUCGUGAGUCCAACGCUUUUUGGGCUAUUAUCACCGGUGUCUGGGUUCCUGCUCCACUCCCAAAACCAAGUACCAGUUCUGAUCAAAAAGAUCAAUCUAUAAAGACUACAAAUAAUCAAGAAACUCUUCCGGAAGUCAGUUAUCCACCAGCUCCUGUCGUUCAGCCGCCAAAGGCAGGACCACGUGACUUUAUUCCUGUCGACUGGCAAUUACCUCAUCCAAUUUUAUAUGAUGUUCAAAUGGGUAGAGGUUAUUUAGAGUUGCCUCAGGUGGAACUUGAAAAUGGUCAACUAUCGAAACGUUUAUUAGACUCGAAACAUGUGUACAUUUUAGACAGUGGAGGUCAAUUAUUCUUAUGGAUGGGUGAAAAAUCUUCAAAAUUUCUUCGAUUCGCCGGUUAUAAAUUAGCCUUACAACUAAUGGGUUUAAUGCCUCGGAAUCGUUUAGGUGGACUUGAAUUAUUAUUUAAUGAUCCCAGUGCGACUGCAUUAUGUCAAGCAUUAUUAAGCCAAGAUCAAGUGGAAUGGUGGAAUGAUUUUACAGAUUCAUUAUUACAACCAUGUACUCAAGGAGCUGAAACUCAGAUUUUCAAGUGUCAAUUCUGUGAUUGGGAUGAAGCAUUGGCUGUGGAUUUCACUCGUACAGCUGAUUCUGUAGCUCGUCGUGGAGUUGAUAUUAAUGAAAUCUUAGAAAAAGAUAAACUCACUACUGAUCUUCGAGCAUUACUCGCUCCAAGAGAAACCCCAUUAACUAAUGAAGAAGCCUUACAAAUGAUGGUUGAAUGGAAUGAUGAAUUAAUUGAACCACCGGAAGAAUCUGUUGUACAACCGAGUAGUGCUUUACAACAAUUUAUUAUGGUCGAUGGUAAAUGGGUUCCUGUUGAAAAUCGUUGGUUUGGACAAUUUUUCAACGGUGACUCAUACAUUAUAAUUGCUCGUUAUUGGGAUUAUGAUGAUGAAAGUAAAGGAAGUGACAGUGAAAAUCAAGGCGAUGGUGCUGAUGAAGAUUCAAACCUGACAAAAACUGUUGUCUAUUUUUGGCAAGGUCGUGAAGCAUCUGAUUUAAAUUGGCUUCAAUUUGAAUUUUCAGUACGUAAAGAUAUGCAAGCACGUUUAUCACAAAAUCCUGAAGAUGUUAGUCGUCCAUUGAAAGUUGUAUUUAAGCGUGUUAGACAACAACAAGAAGACACAAUGUUUUUAGCUCAUUUUCAACGUCAGAUGGUUAUACAUUCUGGGCAUUAUCGUGAUCGUGCAGAUACCUCUCGUUUGGAAAGAAUUCAAAUGUACUAUCUAAGAGCUAAUGGUAAUCUGAUAUCAACUCGGUGUAUAGAAGUUAAACCAUCCGUUGUAAACUUAAACUCUUGUUUCACUUACAUUAUAAAAGUUCCUGCACAUAUUGUUAGCGCAUUGCAAAAAAAGCAAACGGAUAAAUCUCAUGUUUACAUUUGGAUUGGGAGUAAAUCGUCGCCGGAAGACAAGGAAUUGAUUGAUCGUUUAAGCAAGAAAAUCUUCGAUUGGAUACCAACUGAUUUUCAUAUUGUCCCUGAAGGCUCUGAACCACCUCUACUUUGGCAAGUAUUAGGUGGUCAAAAGAAGUAUGAUACAUCUGCCGAGUAUCUUACGUAUGGUCGAUUAUUCCGUCUAUCAAAUGAACAAGGAUAUUUUUGUGCCUCAGAAAAAUGUGCAGAUUUCUGUCAAGAUGAUUUAGCCUCAGAUGAUGUUAUGCUGUUGGAUACUGGAUCACAAAUCUAUCUAUGGUGGAGUAAACGUACAUCAGAUGUAGAACAAAAACUGUCUUUACAAGCUGCUAAACUUUAUCAAAGUCAUCUGCGUCAAAUGCAACCUGAUCGACCAAGACAAUUAAAAUUGACAGUAAAGAAUGCAGAACCACACUUAUUUAGACAAUGUUUUCAUGGUUGGGGACCUUUCCGUGAACCAAAAGAUUGGUCAGGUUAA